Molecule: messenger RNA, 1827 nt
Organism: Pseudopipra pipra
Lineage: Eukaryota; Metazoa; Chordata; Aves; Passeriformes; Pipridae
Gene: SLC16A1
Product: solute carrier family 16 member 1
Exons: 5
Coding region: 208-1701 (497 amino acids)
Biological process (GO): monocarboxylic acid transport; transmembrane transport
Cellular component (GO): plasma membrane
Molecular function (GO): monocarboxylic acid transmembrane transporter activity
Source: RefSeq, a predicted model, not a curated record
AGGUCCUACACGCGCCCUGCCCCGACCGCCCCCGCUCCUCCUUCAGCGGCAGCAGCGCCUCGGGGUCGGGGAUCCCCCCACGCCCUUCUCCCGGUGACCGGCGGGGCCCGGGCCUGGGGGUGGCUGGCGGUGGCCUUGGGGGUCCUGGGUUGCCCAGCUGCCCUAGAUCUUUGAACCCCAACUGAGUCGUCGCCAACUUGGUUCAAGAUGCCACCGCCCGUCGGAGGCCCCGUGGGAUACACCCCUCCUGAAGGAGGAUGGGGAUGGGCCGUGGUCGUCGGAGCCUUCAUCUCCAUUGGAUUUUCCUAUGCCUUCCCCAAGUCCAUCACCGUGUUCUUCAAAGAGAUUGAGGUCAUCUUCAAUGCAUCCAGCAGCAAAGUCUCCUGGAUCUCGUCCAUCAUGCUGGCUGUUAUGUAUGCAGGAGGUCCCAUCAGCAGCAUCCUGGUGAACAAGUACGGCAGCAGGCCCAUCAUGAUCGCGGGCGGGUGCCUCUCGGGCUGCGGGCUGAUCGCAGCCUCCUUCUGCAACACGGUGGAGGAGCUCUACUUCUGUGUUGGGGUCAUAGGGGGCCUUGGACUCGCCUUCAACUUGAACCCAGCCUUAACCAUGAUCGGCAAGUACUUCUUCAAGAAGCGUCCCCUGGCCAACGGGCUGGCGAUGGCAGGAAGCCCUGUCUUCCUCUCCACCCUGGCGCCUGUCAACCAGAUGUUCUUUGGCAUAUUUGGCUGGCGUGGCAGCUUCCUCAUCCUCGGUGGCCUCCUGCUGAACUGCUGUGUGGCCGGAUCCCUGAUGAGGCCCAUAGGUCCCAAGCCAGAUCAGAGUAAGGAGGCGCAGCAGGAGGCUGGGAAGGCAGGGAAAAAGGAUGAUGGUGACACCAGCACAGACCUCAUCGAUGGCAAGAGCAAGAAAGAGAAGAGCUCGUUCUUCCAGACAAUCAACAAGUUCUUGGACCUGUCUCUGUUCACACACAGGGGCUUCCUGCUCUAUCUGUCAGGCAAUGUGAUCAUGUUCUUUGGGCUGUUCGCUCCCUUGGUCUUCCUCAGCAAUUAUGCAAAGAGCAAGAAGAUCCCUAGUGAGUCUGCAGCCUUCCUGCUCUCCAUCUUGGCCUUCGUGGACAUGGUGGCUAGACCUUCCAUGGGACUGGUGGCAAACACCAAGUGGAUCAGACCUCGCGUCCAGUAUUUCUUCGCCAUCUCUGUGAUUUACAACGGGGUUUGCCACCUCUUGGUCCCCAUGUCCACCACCUAUGCUGGCUUCUGCAUUUAUGCUGGAUUCUUUGGCUUUGCCUUUGGCUGGCUGAGCUCGAUCCUGUUUGAGACCCUGAUGGACCUGGUGGGAGCUCAGCGGUUCUCCAGCGCCGUCGGCCUGGUGACCAUCGUGGAGUGCUGCCCUGUGCUUCUGGGACCCCCUGUGCUAGGGAGGCUCAAUGACAUGUAUGGUGACUACAAGUACACGUACUGGGCCUGCGGGGUCGUCCUCAUCAUUGCUGGGAUCUACCUCUUCAUCGGGAUGGGCAUCAACUACCGCCUGGUGGCAAAGGAGCAGAAGGCGGAGAAGGCGAAGAAGGAAGGGAAGGAGGAGGAGACCAACGUGGACGAGCCCGAGAAGCCGAAAGAGGCGAACAACGACGUGGCCUCCUCGGCCCCCUCUCCUCAGAAGAGCUCUGAGGAUGUUGUCAAAGAGGAGGAGAGCCGCAUGUGAGGGACCGGUCUCAAUCCCGGAGUGUCAGUCGGGGAAGCGCUGCUGCCCUGGCGGGGCGGCCGGGGCACGGCUCUGCUGGCGCUGGGCGGCCGUGAGAAGUGUUUAAACCAGGUGUUCAUUUUUAAA